Messenger RNA from Arvicanthis niloticus (Nile rat), 1593 nucleotides. RefSeq names its product tubulin epsilon 1 (gene Tube1). Gene Ontology annotation, biological process: microtubule-based process. NCBI's taxonomy places the organism in Eukaryota, Metazoa, Chordata, Mammalia, Rodentia, Muridae. Gene Ontology annotation, cellular component: microtubule. The record is from RefSeq and is a predicted model, not a curated record. Gene Ontology annotation, molecular function: GTP binding.
AUGACCCAGUCGGUGGUCGUCCAGGUCGGACAGUGCGGGAACCAGAUCGGCUGCUGCUUCUGGGACCUGGCGCUGAGGGAGCACGCUGCAGUUAACCAGAAAGGAAUUUAUGACGAUGCAAUAAGCAGCUUCUUCAGGAAUGUGGAUACCAGAGCAGGUGGGGAUGGUAGCAGUAUUUCCAGAGGAAGAAUAUCUUCUUUAAAAGCACGGGCUGUUUUGAUUGACAUGGAAGAAGGGGUAGUGAAUGAAAUUCUCCAAGGCCCACUGAGAGACGUGUUUGAUAGCAAACAGCUCAUCACUGAUAUCUCUGGCUCGGGAAAUAAUUGGGCUGUGGGUCACAAAGUUUUUGGAAGUCUUUACCGGGAACAGAUUUUAGAGAAACUCCGGAAGUCAGCCGAGCAGUGCGAUUGCUUACAGUGCUUCUUCAUCAUCCACUCCAUGGGAGGAGGAACAGGCUCUGGACUUGGCACGUUUCUGUUAAAGGUGCUUGAAGAUGAAUUCCCGGAAGUGUACCGGUUUGUGACAGCGGUUUACCCGUCCAGCGAGGACGACGUCAUCACCUCACCUUACAACAGCAUGCUGGCCAUGAAGGAACUCAGUGAGCACGCAGACUGUGUGCUGCCCAUUGACAACCAAUCUUUAUUUGACAUCAUUAGCAAAAUUGACCUGGUGGUAAAUUCUGGAAAGUUGGGCUCAGCUGUGAAGCCCAAGAGUCUCAUCACUUCGAACAUGGGGGCUGUUAAAACACGCCACAAGAAGCCCUUCGACGCCAUGAACAACAUUGUGGCGAACCUGCUCCUCAGCCUGACAAGCUCUUCGAGGUUCGAGGGCUCUCUCAAUAUGGACCUGAAUGAGAUCAGCAUGAACUUGGUUCCUUUCCCGAAGCUUCAUUAUCUCGUGUCAAGCCUGACGCCUCUCUACACGCUGGCUGAUGUUAGCAUUCCCCCCCGAAGACUGGAUCAGAUGUUCUCAGACGCCUUUAGUAAAGAUCACCAGCUCAUCCAAGCAGACCCCAGACAUAGUCUCUACCUCGCCUGCGCCCUCAUCGUUAGAGGAAACGUACAGAUUUCCGAUCUUCGCAGAAAUAUUGAAAGAUUAAAACCUGCUCUGCAGUUUGUCUCCUGGAAUCAAGAAGGCUGGAAGACGAGCCUGUGUUCUGUACCACCCGUGGGCCACUCCCAUUCGUUGUUAGCUUUAGCAAAUAACACGUGUGUGAAGCCUACCUUCAUGGAGCUGAGAGACAGGUUCAUGCGGCUCUACAAGAAAAAGGCUCACCUCCAUCACUACCUGCAAGUUGAUGGGAUGGAGGAAAGCACUUUUACAGAAGCUGUGUCCUCUCUGUCAGCGCUCAUACAGGAGUACAGCGACCUCGAUGCCACGAAGAGCCUGCCCGUGCCGGAUGUGCCCAGGCUGAGCGUGGCCUUCUGAGGGAGGAAGCUCAGAAAGCAAGUGUCACUUUUUUCUGAUUCUCAUUGGGUUUCGUCCCCUUUCUGUUUCAGCAUUUUUUUCUGACUCAGAAAGCCCAAUUUGUUUUUCACAGUAUCAGGAAGUAUUUUAUCUGAGAUUGUAGUUUCUAUUUUAUUACAGUUUUUU